Messenger RNA from Nothoprocta perdicaria, 2084 nucleotides. RefSeq names its product SIN3-HDAC complex associated factor (gene SINHCAF). Lineage: Eukaryota; Metazoa; Chordata; Aves; Tinamiformes; Tinamidae. The transcript is spliced from 5 exons. Bases 16 to 684 code for a protein of 222 amino acids. Gene Ontology annotation, biological process: negative regulation of cell migration. The record is from RefSeq and is a predicted model, not a curated record.
AGCAGGGAGGAAAAGAUGUUUGGCUUCCACAAGCCCAAGAUGUACCGGAGUAUAGAGGGCUGCUGUAUUUGCAGAGCAAAGUCUUCCAGUUCCCGCUUCACCGACAGCAAGCGCUACGAGAAGGAUUUCCAGAAUUGUUUUGGGCUCCAUGAGGCCCGCUCAGGAGAUAUUUGCAAUGCGUGUGUCCUUUUGGUGAAAAGAUGGAAAAAACUGCCAGCAGGAUCCAAAAAGAACUGGAAUCAUGUGGUAGAUGCCAGAGCUGGACCCAGCCUGAAAACAACGCUGAAACCAAAGAAAAUGAAAACUCUCUCUGGAAGUAGAAUAAAGAGCAAUCAAAUCAGCAAACUGCAAAAGGAAUUCAAGCGGCACAAUUCUGAUGCCCACAGUACCACCUCAAGUGCCUCCCCAGCUCAGUCUCCCUGCUACAGCAACCAGUCUGAUGAUGGCUCUGACACAGAGAUGAGUGCUGGCUCCAGCAGAACACCAGUCUUCUCCUUUUUAGAUCUCACAUAUUGGAAAAGGCAAAAGGUUUGCUGUGGGAUUAUUUACAAAGGCCGUUUUGGGGAAGUCCUCAUAGACACUCAUCUCUUCAAACCGUGCUGUAGCAAUAAAAAGUCCGCCGCCGAGAAGCCAGAACAAGAGGGAUCACAAUCUCCAUCAAUCUCUGCCCRGGAGGAGUGGUGACUUCCUUGGAGAGCUGCAGAAGGUUAUGCAGAUCUUUUUCUUUUUUUUUUUUUUUUCCCCCCUCUGGAAAAAUACUAGAAAGUGACUGUUCACUUUGGACACCUGCUAUGCUGCCAAAAGACUUUUCCUUAGAACUGUUUUGGGUUUUUACUACUACAAUUCCACAAACUCUGGAGCCAGUUUGUAUCCUUUCUGAAAGACUGUACAUAAUAUUUAAGAUGCUAUGGAACACUUAGCAAAGCUGAAUGCUGCUGCAAGGUUGUCCCUCUAAUAUUUUUCYCCCUUCCACUGUCUUCACAAAUGAACUUAAGGAUGGGGUUUUGUAUAUUAAAGUUUAUGUAGUUUAUGUUUUUGUAUUGAGAGAAGCAGUGGUUGUAAGGCAUUUUUUUUAUUAUUUUUUAAAGUUGCUUGGUAACUUUCCUUAAAUUCCCAAGAAAAAUAUUUCAUUUAGACAUAUAUGAGUCAAUAAGAUGAAUUAAUACAUAGAAAGGUUGUAAGUCACCUCUCUAGUUAAAUAAAUCUUUAUUUUUUUAAAGGUGUGGAGAUCUCACCCUGUACUACUGACACUGUAAGAAAGGCAAAUAUUGCAUCCCUCCUGCAUGACACUGACUGGUAACUGCAGACAUCCCUAGUGUAAGGAGAGUUGUCUCAGAAGGCUGCCAAUGUAAAACCCUCAAGAAAGGGGCAGGAGAGCCUUAGCUAAGGAGGAGAGGAGCUGAGGAACUGAGCAUAGUGAAAUGGGAGGCUUUUCCUUUUAGGCAGCAGCAGGUGCCCUAGACCUCCUGUAGUAACUGACUGGUGAUUAGAGGUGGACCAAGACAACAACCAGGCUAGGCCAAGUUAGGUGUUAGCCUAAGUUAGAGGGCCAAAAUGAGUAACUGGUAUUUGUUGGCCCGACACAGCUGAAAUGUGACUGCAAAAAAGACUUCUUGCUGGUGUUGAGCCUGACAGGUUCUGUUCUAGGGAUGUAACUUGGUCCUAGCUUGGGGUCUGGAUUCAAAAUUUCUAUUUUGCAGCCUUUUCCCCCUUGCAGUGCUUCUGUGCUUACUGGAUCAAUAAUUUUGUGAAUACUGGACUUGCUGCAAAUUAUGAAGAAUUCUGUCAAGAAUGGUGCUGUACUGAAUAGAGGCAGCUUUGCUUGCAAGAGAUGGCAUUUCCUACACACAUUCCCCAUCAAACUGGUGUGCAAACCGUUGUGACACUUCUUCAUAGUCAACUUUGCCCUUAGGCCAAGAGCAGCUUUCCUGGAGAGUGGGCUGCAGUUCUAGUUCCCAAGUGCUUCAUGUUCCUUUUAUGAAAGUUUGUGUAUCCUGGAAAUUCUGCUUUUUUUGUUUGUGUCUGGUUUGGSUUUUUUUUCUUUACUACUCUUUGGGAUACUCUGCAAUGGACUGCUACAAUCU